Molecule: messenger RNA, 2681 nt
Organism: Pan troglodytes (chimpanzee)
Lineage: Eukaryota; Metazoa; Chordata; Mammalia; Primates; Hominidae
Gene: DDX39A
Product: DExD-box helicase 39A
Exons: 11
Coding region: 1281-2564 (427 amino acids)
Molecular function (GO): RNA helicase activity; nucleic acid binding; ATP binding
Source: RefSeq, a predicted model, not a curated record
GAGUGACACCCUGAAGAAAGAAAGAAGAAAGUGGAGGGAAAGAGGGAGGAAGAAUGAUAGGAAAAUAAAUCUGCCAGGAUCUAAUAAAGCUUAGUGACCAUGCCACCAUGCCACUCCUAAGUAUUUAAAAGAAAUGAAAAUUUAUCUUCCCCAAAAUACUCUUACAGUACAAGCUCUAUUAACAGUGGCCAAAGACCGGAAACAAUCAAUUGGCCAAGAACUGGUGAGUGAAACUAUAUUGGCUACAUUAUAGUAUAGCCACACAAUGAAAUACCACUCAGCAGUAAAAAAUAACGAGCUGUUGAUAUCCCCACAACAUGGACAACUCUCAAAAACACUUUGCUGCGGCCAGGCAGGGUGGCUCAUGUAAUCCCAGCACUUUGGGAGGCGGAGAUGGGCAGAUCACAUGAGGCCGGAGUUCGAGACCAGCCUGGCCAACAUGGCGAAACCCCUCUCUACUAAAAAUAUGAAAAUUAGCCAGGUGUGGUGGCGGGCGCCAGCAGUCUCAGCUACUCAGGAGGCUGAGGCAGGAGAAUCGCUUGAACCCGAGAGGCGGAGGUUGUGGUGAGCAGAGAUCGCGCCACUGCGCUCCAGCCUAGGUGACAGAGCCAGACUCCGUCUCAAAAAAACAGCUUUGUUGAGCAAAAGUCAGACACAAAAGACAACCUAUUGCAUGCUUCUACUAACGUGAAAAUCAAGGAGACAAAACGAUCGUGGAGCGAUAGAAAUCCAAAUACUGCAAAAUGUUCUGUCCAUUUGAGUCAUUCCAAGCUCCCUAUUCUUUUCAGAGCCUACACUGUGGAGGACCCCCAGGCCGCAGAUUGAUAGCAACUGGGACAGUUCUGGUUUCAGCGCCCAGCGCAGACGCCACUCUUCGAAAGGGUGGGGCACACGGCAAAACGCAAUCAUCUGGUCUUCAGUUAUCAGUACUAAACAUGGCGGCUCCCACCGAGCACCACACCCAGAUCACGAGACCGCGCGCUGUCGGAGCCAGUCUGUCGGCUCACUGGGGCGCGCCUACUUUUAGAUUGACCAAUAAACGCGAGGCGUAAGGCACGCCCUCUUUCUUCCCGUCUCCGCCAAUAAUCUCCCGGUCCCUUCCACAGGACCCAAUCACCGCUUCGGCCUCUCUUGAAUGAAAAGGCAGCGGCCCAGUCAGCAGAGCAGCAGCCCGACACAAGAGGCAGGAAGCGCGGCAGCUCGUGUCUGAGCGCCCGGCGGAAAACCGAAGUCAGAAGUCUCUCUUAGCAGCACGCGGAGAAGAACGGGGAGCCAGCAUCAUGGCAGAACAGGAUGUGGAAAACGAUCUUUUGGAUUAUGAUGAAGAGGAAGAGCCCCAGGCUCCUCAAGAGAGCACACCGGCUCCCCCUAAGAAAGACAUCAAGGGAUCCUACGUUUCCAUCCACAGCUCUGGCUUCCGGGACUUUCUGCUGAAGCCGGAGCUCCUGCGGGCCAUCGUGGACUGUGGCUUUGAGCAUCCUUCUGAGGUCCAGCAUGAGUGCAUUCCCCAGGCCAUCCUGGGCAUGGACGUCCUGUGCCAGGCCAAGUCCGGGAUGGGCAAGACAGCGGUCUUCGUGCUGGCCACCCUACAGCAGAUUGAGCCUGUCAACGGACAGGUGACGGUCCUGGUCAUGUGCCACACGAGGGAGCUGGCCUUCCAGAUCAGCAAGGAAUAUGAGCGCUUUUCCAAGUACAUGCCCAGCGUCAAGGUGUCUGUGUUCUUCGGUGGUCUCUCCAUCAAGAAGGAUGAAGAAGUGUUGAAGAAGAACUGUCCCCAUGUCGUGGUGGGGACCCCGGGCCGCAUCCUGGCGCUCGUGCGGAAUAGGAGCUUCAGCCUAAAGAAUGUGAAGCACUUUGUGCUGGACGAGUGUGACAAGAUGCUGGAGCAGCUGGACAUGCGGCGGGAUGUGCAGGAGAUCUUCCGCCUGACACCACACGAGAAGCAGUGCAUGAUGUUCAGCGCCACCCUGAGCAAGGACAUCCGGCCUGUGUGCAGGAAGUUCAUGCAGGAUCCCAUGGAGGUGUUUGUGGACGACGAGACCAAGCUCACGCUGCACGGCCUGCAGCAGUACUACGUCAAACUCAAAGACAGUGAGAAGAACCGCAAGCUCUUUGAUCUCUUGGAUGUGCUGGAGUUUAACCAGGUGAUAAUCUUCGUCAAGUCAGUGCAGCGCUGCAUGGCCCUGGCCCAGCUCCUCGUGGAGCAGAACUUCCCGGCCAUCGCCAUCCACCGGGGCAUGGCCCAGGAGGAGCGCCUGUCACGCUAUCAGCAGUUCAAGGAUUUCCAGCGGCGGAUCCUGGUGGCCACGAAUCUGUUUGGCCGGGGGAUGGACAUCGAGCGAGUCAACAUCGUCUUUAACUACGACAUGCCUGAGGACUCGGACACCUACCUGCACCGGGUGGCCCGGGCGGGUCGCUUUGGCACCAAAGGCCUAGCCAUCACUUUUGUGUCUGACGAGAAUGAUGCCAAAAUCCUCAAUGACGUCCAGGACCGGUUUGAAGUUAAUGUGGCAGAACUUCCAGAGGAAAUCGACAUCUCCACAUACAUUGAGCAGAGCCGGUAACCACCACGUGCCAGAGCCGCCCACCCGGAGCCGCCCGCAUGCAGCUUCACCUCCCCUUUCCAGGCGCCACUGUUGAGAAGCUAGAGAUUGUAUGAGAAUAAACUUGUUAUUAUGGAA